Messenger RNA from Ixodes scapularis (black-legged tick), 659 nucleotides. RefSeq names its product putative zinc finger protein 702. The coding region runs from base 225 to 659 and encodes 144 amino acids. The transcript is spliced from 4 exons. The record is from RefSeq and is a predicted model, not a curated record. NCBI's taxonomy places the organism in Eukaryota, Metazoa, Arthropoda, Arachnida, Ixodida, Ixodidae.
UCGGGCAGUGUCUCUUCCGGGCCGCGCCGGGCCCGGGCCGGGCCUCUACCGUGCUGCGUCGGGCCGGGCCUGGAAAUUUCGGCCCGUGCAGCGCUCUACUCUGGACUACGCUGUCGGAACGGUGUAGACAGGCAUUCGACUACGAAUGGCAGAGAACGGACUGCGAGGACAAGGGGGCGGAGCUCUCCUUCCUAGGAGCCGAAUUGCAGAAGCAACCAUGGAAGAUGGACCAGGAAAGGAGGACAGACGGCGACUGGAUCGAGGCAUACUAUGGCGACAAAGUGGAUACCUUUGACUGUGACAGCUGCAGGGGCGACACCUUUCCCCCCACCAACUGGUCGGGCCCACAGAAGCCGCAAAUGCACCGGCAACUGGACAAGCACCCGUGCCGCUUCUGUCCUCACUCAAGCAAUUCCGCAACGGCUGUCGCCAUCCACGAGAGGACACACACUAACGAGAGGCCCUUCAGUUGCGGUGUUUGCGAGAAAACAUUUGCGCGUAAGGAUUGCUUGACAGCUAACGUUAGAAUUCACACCGGAGAGAAGCCGUUCAAGUGCAACACGUGCAGCAAGGUGUUUACUCUGAAACGCACCUUGGCAGAUCACGAAAGAAUUCAUACAGGAGAGAAGCCAUUCAAGUGCAACACGCAUUACAAUUGA